AUGCAGACAUUGAUGAAUCACAAGCUGCAGAUCUCGUUCAAGACAGCAGCAGCUGUCCUUCUCCUGUCAAACGUCGUACUCGCGAUUCUCAUCGCGUCGAACGCAGGGAGCAUCUCAGUGUCCAUGGGUACGCACAAGUCCGUCGAAGAGGUCUUGCUGCAGCGAAUGCUGAACGGGGAGGUCAUGUACGAUUGUCUUCGGCCGAUGAGAAUAGGGGCGGAAGGGCAUCAGGGGUGGAUGGUAUGUCUUGAUGGGCCGUUAGGAAACAGGCUCAGUCAAGUCGGCGUCACUUCAUCGCAGAGCUUCUCGUCACUGGGACUGGUACAGGUAGACUGUAGGGUGCUGAGUGUGGGGAUAGGGCUGGACCCAUCGUUUGAGAUCGAGCUUGCAAGAAAGUUUGGCUGCAAGGUUGAUGGGUUCGACCACCAAGUCGAGUUCUUCCAGAACGACUUUAGUCAGGACUCCACCCACUUCGAAGGAUGGGUCAACUUUCACAACCAAGGCCUUGGGAGCGGGGAGGAGAGCGCAUCUGUGAAGCUCAAGAGGUUCAAAUUAGAGAAGACAGACAACGUCAAAGAAAAGUACAACUCGAAGCUGCACCCUGGGUACGACAUCGCAGCCGUUGGCCCAGGGUGGAGGAUCGUUGGAGGGUCAAACUGGAUGGCGCAGUCGAUGAUCUAUGAAGCAACUUCCAAGAGGGUGGACGGCCUUCAGACUCUGAUCAAGUCAACAGAGCCCGAGUUGUGCUUGUUUGCUCGGACCACCGAGCACUCCGGCUGUCAGGUGGACCUCCUCAAGUUCGACUGCAAUGGAUGCGAGUGGGAUGGGAUGAUGAAGAUUUUCCAGUCAGAGCCGACGUCUGUCCUCCAUCAGGUCGACCAGAUCCUGCUAGAGCUGCACCUCGAUGACGUCUCAAAGAGGCUCAAGACUUGGGGUGAACUGUGGCAGGUUUUUGCGUUGCUGCAGGGAAACGGGUUUGAUCUCUUCUGGGUUGAGAAAGUGGCAGAGACUGGGACUGUUGCCGGGCCCAACGGGUUUGGCACAAUCCCAGCUCAGCUCCAUCUCAGCUGGAUAAGGAGUCGCAAGCCUCCUGUUCGGGUCCGGCAGGAGGCUAUGGAGAGCGACGGGUCGUGA
This is a messenger RNA of Guillardia theta CCMP2712, 1134 nucleotides long. RefSeq lists its product as hypothetical. Bases 1 to 1134 code for a protein of 377 amino acids. Lineage: Eukaryota; Cryptophyceae; Pyrenomonadales; Geminigeraceae. The transcript has 6 exons. The record is from RefSeq and is a predicted model, not a curated record.